CGUAACCUAGCUAUAUAAUGAUCGGCUUUAGCUUGCCACACAUGGCACGACACGCAAGUCAGGACACCAUUUGCCCGGUAUAUCCGUUCUAUCCGGCUCAUCCAACUUCUAAGGCGCCACGACUUAGUAGGUUGUAGGUCUCAGGGGAGGUCUUGCUCUCCGCAUCACGCGAAUUGUCUUUCUAUUUAAGACCGGUAAAUCGAAGUUGCCUGCGAAUCGAUGAUCACUAAAGCAAUUACGCGCCAACCAUGAUUAUCGCUGUGAGGGCAUCUCAGAGGCUUGAUUCGCGGGGGAUUCCAACAGUCCAAGUCGAGGUCGAGACCGAAUUCGGUAUUCACCGGGCCCUAGUACCCUCUGGAGCAUCCACAGGCAAGCAUGAGGCUGUCGAGCUCCGGGACAAAGUUGAUGGCGUCUACGGGGGUAAGGGCGUUGGCAAAGCCGUGAGAAACGUGCAGGAAAUCAUCGGGCCGGCAUUGGUGAAGAGAGGCUUCAACCCACAAACCCAGCUUAGGGACAUUGACCGUUUCGUGCGGGAUCUGGACGGCACGCCCAACAAGGCUAAUCUUGGAGCGAAUGCGAUUCUGGGUGUCAGCAUGGCAUGCGCCAGAGCCGGGGCAGCAAGCUCGGGAAUACCGCUAUACGAAUUCCUUCGAAAAGAAGCAGGUAUCGAAGGUCCUUACGUCAUGCUGGUGCCUUUCCUUAAUGUUCUGAAUGGUGGCGUGCAUUCUGGAAAUACAAUGGCUUUUCAGGAGAUGAUGAUCGCGGCGGUCGGUGCGACUUCCUUUGAAGAAGCCAUGCGCAUGGGCUCUGAAGUCUAUCAUCGCCUCAAACAAGCCAUCCUGGAUAGGUAUGGAGCACCAGCUACUGGAAUCGGCGAUGAGGGCGGCUUCGCUCCGCCGGUCACCUUGCCAGAGCAGGCCUUGGACCUCCUGGCGACUGCCGUGGCAGAUUGUGGUUACAGCGAGCAAGUCAAGUUUGGAAUCGACCCGGCUUCCUCUGAGUUCUUCCGUGGGGAUGGCUCAUAUGACCUUGGGUUCAAGGACAAGUCGCCAAAUAUCCUCUCGCCAGCCGACUUGCAACAAUUGUAUAACCGUCUCCUAGCCGAGUACCCAAUUGUAUUGCUCGAAGAUCCCUUUGCUGAGGACGAUUGGCAUACAUGGGCUGCGUUUAACAAGACGUGCCCGGUGGAGCUUGUUGGAGAUGACUUGCUCGUCACAAACGUUGAGAGGGUUCGCAUGGCUGAUAGCAGGAAGGCAUGCAAUUCGAUGCUCCUAAAGGUGAACCAGAUAGGCACCGUCACGGAAGCAAUUGAAGCAGCAAGCUUUGCAUUCAGUCUCGGAUGGAGCGUGUUUGUCUCCCAUCGAUCGGGAGAGACGACAGACGACUUCAUUGCAGACCUGACAGUCGGACUCAGCACUGGACAUUUGAAGUCGGGUGCUCCGUGCCGCGGUGAGAGGGUCGUCAAGUACAACCGCCUUGUGGACAUCGAGUCUGAGUUGAAGGCAGCGGGCAAGACGUGUUUGUAUGCAGGGGCUCAUUUUCGGUUCCCAUCCGAACUUUCUGUCUAGCCUAUCACGCGAAUACAAACUAUGGCCAAGUCGUCAAAAUAAGCAA
This is a messenger RNA of Phialemonium atrogriseum, 1614 nucleotides long. Its product is annotated as enolase. Gene Ontology annotation, molecular function: phosphopyruvate hydratase activity; magnesium ion binding. The transcript is spliced from 5 exons. Gene Ontology annotation, cellular component: phosphopyruvate hydratase complex. The coding region runs from base 249 to 1568 and encodes 439 amino acids. NCBI's taxonomy places the organism in Eukaryota, Fungi, Ascomycota, Sordariomycetes, Cephalothecales, Cephalothecaceae. Gene Ontology annotation, biological process: glycolytic process. The record is from RefSeq and is a predicted model, not a curated record.